Molecule: messenger RNA, 1376 nt
Organism: Tinamus guttatus (white-throated tinamou)
Lineage: Eukaryota; Metazoa; Chordata; Aves; Tinamiformes; Tinamidae
Source: RefSeq, a predicted model, not a curated record
AGCCAUGGAGCUGGCAGACGAGCAGCCCAACGCCACCGAGUUCUGGUUCUCCCCGGCUUCCCCGUUCGACAACUUCUCCGUGGAGGCACCUGCCAACGCAUCGCAGAACGCCACGGGCCACCAUUUUGACCUGACCAGCAAUGCCAUCCUCACCUUCAUCUAUUUUGUGGUCUGCAUCAUAGGGCUGUGUGGCAACACGCUGGUGAUCUACGUCAUCCUGCGCUACGCCAAGAUGAAGACCAUCACCAACAUCUACAUCCUGAACCUGGCCAUCGCGGAUGAGCUCUUCAUGCUCGGGCUGCCCUUCCUGGCUAUGCAGGUUGCGCUGGUUCACUGGCCCUUCGGCAAAGCCAUCUGCAGGGUUGUCAUGACAGUGGACGGGAUCAACCAGUUCACCAGUAUCUUCUGCCUGACGGUCAUGAGUGUUGACCGGUACCUGGCUGUUGUCCAUCCCAUUAAAUCUGCCAAGUGGAGGCGGCCUAGGACAGCCAAACUGAUCAACGUAGCUGUAUGGGGGGUCUCCCUGGUGGUGAUAAUGCCCAUCAUGAUUUAUGCUGGGGUGCAGCAAAACCACGGCAGGAGCAGCUGCACCAUCAUCUGGCCGGGGGAGUCCGGCGCGUGGUACACAGGCUUCAUCAUCUACACCUUCAUCCUGGGCUUCCUGGUGCCUCUCACCAUUAUCUGCCUUUGCUACUUGUUCAUCAUCAUCAAAGUCAAGUCCUCAGGGAUCAGAGUGGGCUCCUCCAAGAGGAAAAAGUCGGAGAAGAAAGUCACCAGGAUGGUCUCCAUCGUGGUCGCUGUCUUCAUCUUCUGCUGGCUCCCCUUCUACAUCUUCAACGUCUCCUCCGUGUCCGUCCUCAUCGUGCCCACGCCCGUCCUCAAGGGCAUGUUUGACUUUGUCGUGGUGCUCAGUUACGCCAACAGCUGUGCCAACCCCAUCCUGUACGCCUUCCUGUCCGACAACUUCAAGAAGAGCUUCCAGAACGUCCUCUGCCUGGUCAAGGUCAGCGGGAUGGACGACGCAGACCGGAGCGACAGCAAGCAGGACAAAUCCCGGCUAAACGAGACCACGGAAACCCAAAGGACCCUGCUCAAUGGAGACCUGCAGACGAGCAUCUGAGAGGACAACGGGGUUGUCCAUCAUUUGCUCUCCUUCCUACUUGCUCCCGACUCCGCAGCAGGGCCUGGCACACACCACGUCCGGGCAGGAGCGCCAGCUCUUCCCUGCCCAGCCGGAGGACGGUGGGUGCUGCCCGGCGGGCUCCUGAACCCGGGCUGGAUCCCGAGCUGCCGGCAGGUUGGUUUGCAAGCCCAGGGAAGGAUCCAGAAGAUGCUGCCUCACCAGAGACGCAAGGAACCUGCAGACACCCCCAGGC